This is a messenger RNA of Gorilla gorilla gorilla (western lowland gorilla), 2460 nucleotides long. RefSeq names its product beta-1,4-galactosyltransferase 7 (gene B4GALT7). NCBI's taxonomy places the organism in Eukaryota, Metazoa, Chordata, Mammalia, Primates, Hominidae. Gene Ontology annotation, cellular component: Golgi apparatus. Bases 681 to 1826 code for a protein of 381 amino acids. The transcript has 7 exons. The record is from RefSeq and is a predicted model, not a curated record. Gene Ontology annotation, molecular function: xylosylprotein 4-beta-galactosyltransferase activity. Gene Ontology annotation, biological process: carbohydrate metabolic process; proteoglycan biosynthetic process.
UAUUUUUAGUAGAGACGGGGUUUCGCCGUGUUAGCCAGAAUGGUCUCGCUCUCCUGACCUCGUGAUCCGCCCUCCUCGGCCUUCCAAAGUGCUGGGAUUACAGGCGUGAGCCGCCGCGCCCGGCAGGCAGAGUCGGGUUUCAAAUUCAGUCAACUUGUCUUCAGAGCUCGGCUCCUAACGCCUGCGCGGGCUGUCAGCUGAACUCAGCGCCGAGCCGUGAGCUUGGCUUUGCCCCUCCAAGCUUGCGCGGAGAACGCGCCGCCUGGGCCGAGACGGGGACCCCGGGACGCUCCCGCCUCCCCUCGGAAAGAGGACGGAGAUGCAGAUUCUCCCCGAGCGUUGGUUUGGGAGUCUGGACUCUUAGGUCCAGUCCCAGCCCAGUGAUUUGUUGGGAGGCCCUGGGCCUCUGGGCUUCAGUUUCUCGGGCUGCCAGGCGGGUCCCGGGGCGGCUAGGAAGGAGCCGCCCAGAGACGGAGGCGCGCCCGCGCUGCUCGCAAGCAGAACCUUGGAGGCGGCGGCUCCGGGAGCUGGCGGCGCGGCCGGAGCGGCGGACCCGGCGGACCGGGGGGCGGGGCGGACAGGCCUGGGCGGAGCGCGAGGCGGAGGCGCCGCGUAGGCCCGGGAGGCCGGGCCGGCCGGGCUGCGAGCACCUGCCCCAUGCGCCGCCGCCUCUCCGCACGAUGUUCCCCUCGCGGAGGAAAGCGGCGCAGCUGCCCUGGGAGGACGGCAGGUGGGAUAUCACCCCAUAUCCAUCUCUCCAGUCUCUACCCUGUCCCCAGAAAAAGCCCAGAGGGCAAGGGAGAAUCUGUAGAGGUUCCAGCCUUCCCAGACCACUCUCAGGACUGGGCUGUGCUCCUCCCCAGCAGAAUCCACCACCACAGGAUAAUGGGGGGCCCGGGUUGCUCUCCGGCGGCCUCCCUCGGAAGUGUUCCGUCUUCCACCUCUUCGUGGCCUGCCUCUCGCUGGGCUUCUUCUCCCUACUCUGGCUGCAGCUCAGCUGCUCUGGGGACGUGGCCCGGGCAGUCAGGGGACAAGGGCAGGAGACCUCGGGCCCUCCCCGGGCCUGCCCCCCCGAGCCGCCCCCUGAGCACUGGGAAGAAGAUGCAUCCUGGGGCCCCCACCGCCUGGCAGUGCUGGUGCCCUUCCGCGAACGCUUCGAGGAGCUCCUGGUCUUCGUGCCCCACAUGCGCCGCUUCCUGAGCAGGAAGAAGAUCCGGCACCACAUCUACGUGCUCAACCAGGUGGACCACUUCAGGUUCAACCGGGCGGCGCUCAUCAACGUGGGCUUCCUGGAGAGCAGCAACAGCACGGACUACAUUGCCAUGCACGACGUUGACCUGCUCCCUCUCAACGAGGAGCUGGACUAUGGCUUUCCUGAGGCUGGGCCCUUCCACGUGGCCUCCCCGGAGCUCCACCCUCUCUACCACUACAAGACCUAUGUCGGCGGCAUCCUGCUGCUCUCCAGGCAGCACUACCAGCUGUGCAAUGGGAUGUCCAACCGCUUCUGGGGCUGGGGCCGCGAGGACGACGAGUUCUACCGGCGCAUUAAGGGAGCUGGGCUCCAGCUUUUCCGCCCCUCGGGAAUCACAACUGGGUACAAGACAUUUCGCCACCUGCACGACCCAGCCUGGCGGAAGAGGGACCAGAAGCGCAUCGCAGCUCAAAAACAGGAGCAGUUCAAGGUGGACAGGGAGGGAGGCCUGAACACUGUGAAGUACCAUGUGGCUUCCCGCACUGCCCUGUCUGUGGGCGGGGCCCCCUGCACUGUCCUCAACAUCAUGUUGGACUGUGACAAGACCGCCACACCCUGGUGCACAUUGAGCUGAGUUGGAUGGACAGUGAGGAAGCCUGUACCUACAGGCCAUAUUGCUCAGGCUCAGGACAAGGCCUCAGGUCGCAGGCCCAGCUCUGACAGGAUGUGGAGUGGCCAGGACCAAGACAGCAAGCUACGCAAUUGCAGCCACCCGGCCGCCAAGGCAGGCUUGGGCUGGGCCAGGACACGCGGGGUGCCUGGGAAGCUGCUUGCCAUGCACAGUGAUCAGAGAGAGGCUGGGGUGUGUCCUGUCCGGGACCCCCCCUGCCUUCCUGCUCACCCUACUCUGACCUCCUUCACGUGCCCAGGCCUGUGGGUAGUGGGGAGGGCUGAACAGGACAACCUCUCAUCACCCCCACUUUUGUUCCUUCCUGCUGGGCUGCCUCGUGCAGAGACACAGCGUAGGGGCCAUGCAGCUGGCGUAGGUGGCAGUUGGGCCUGGUGAGGGUUAGGACUUCAGAAACCAGAGCACAAGCCCCACAGAGGGGAACAGCCAGCACCGCUCUAGCUGGUUGUUGCCAUGCCGGAAUGUGGGCCUAGUGUUGCCAGAUCCUCUGAUUUUUUGAAAGAAACUAGAAUGCUGGAUUCUUAAGUGAUAUCUUCUGAUUUUUUAAAUGAUAGCACCUAAAUGAAACUUUCAAAAAGUA